AUGGCGCCUCUGCUCUCAGUGGCGCUUCUCUUCCACCUCCUCCUAACCACCCAAAUCCAAUCCGCCCUAGCCGAGCGGGUGCAGUACUGCCGCUUCGGCCACCAAGACGGCGAGGCCGACUUCUGCAUGGGCGUAUCAAGCUACCUCAACGCAACCACGGACCAGCAUGACCUGUACAUUGCCCUCUCGGUGCGGCGCUCGUCCGCACUCGGCUGGACCGCCGUCGGCACGGGCCCCUCCAUGGCCGGCGCGCUCAUGUUCAUAGUCUACGGCGACCCCUCGUCGGGUGACCAUGACCCCGUGGUGAGCAUCCGCACCGCCGACGGCCAUCACCAGCCGCGCCCCAUCUCCGACUCCACCGGCAACACCACCACUGGCAUCACGACUGGGCCCGACAUCCGCAUCACCCACGCCAAGUGGCAGGCCCUGCAGCACGAACCUAGUAGCCGUAGUCCCUCUCGCCGCCACGGAGACGAGGACAGCAAGUCGCCGCCCCCUCCCCCACCACCAGCCACCGGACCGACGCACGCAGCAGUGAUAUCACUCACGUGCUAUUCAUGCACCCUCUUUAGCGGGUCACGCAUAGACGCAACGUCCUCUUCGCAGCCAUGGAUCUGGGCGUGGAACGACCGGCAGCGGUUCGACUUCUCCUCUUCCUCCUCGGAAGCCUACGCUCCCGACACACACCUCGACAUGCACAAGCACCGCGCCGACGGCGGGGGGUUUGGCGUCUUUUACGUGGACAUGGCGCGCGCGAGGCAAUCCCUGGUCAGAAUGCAUGGCUGGGUGAUGGGCGCUGCGUUCCUCGUGGGGUUUCCGGUCGGGGCGGGAUUGAUUCGCUGGACGAGAGGUGCGGGUAAGGGGGCGCCGUUCAAGAGGCAUUGGGUUAUGCAAUUUGUUGCGACGGGGCUUGCCUGGGUUGGCGCAACGGUCGCGGCUGUCAUGACGGGCGGGCGGUUGCCGAGGACGGUGCAUCAGUGGCUUGGGGUUGGGAUCGUGCUGGUGUUGGGGUUACAGGGUCUGCUGGGGUGGCGGCAUCAUGUCAGGUUUUUGAGGAUACGGAGGAGGACCUGGGUGUCGCAUGCGCACAUCUGGUUGGGACGGACGGUCGUCGCAGGCGGAUGGGCGAAUGUGAUACUGGGCAUGUUGCUCGCUGGUCGGGGCGCAUUGACGGUCGUGCUGGCGGCUGGGCUCAUUCUGCUAGAAGCGGCUGGUCUGGGUUUCUUCUUGUGGAGGGCGCAACUGGCGGCUGCAAAGAGGUCGGCGCCAGGCACUACUGGCGGAGCGGAAGUCCAUGCUUUGAUGCCGAGGGAUGGCAGCACCGAUGACUAUUUUGCUCUGGAGAUGAGCGACGAGGAUGACGAGGACGAUAUGAGCGAAACGGAAAACGACGAUCUGAAAAGGAGGUUAGGGAACGGGAGCAAUAAUUCCAAACGGACCUAG
This is a messenger RNA of Canariomyces notabilis, 1443 nucleotides long. RefSeq names its product iron reductase domain protein. Lineage: Eukaryota; Fungi; Ascomycota; Sordariomycetes; Sordariales; Chaetomiaceae. The record is from RefSeq and is a predicted model, not a curated record. The transcript has 3 exons. The coding region runs from base 1 to 1443 and encodes 480 amino acids.